Molecule: messenger RNA, 2268 nt
Organism: Musa acuminata AAA Group (dessert banana)
Lineage: Eukaryota; Viridiplantae; Streptophyta; Magnoliopsida; Zingiberales; Musaceae
Product: protein IQ-DOMAIN 6-like
Exons: 5
Coding region: 692-2083 (463 amino acids)
Molecular function (GO): protein binding
Source: RefSeq, a predicted model, not a curated record
UCGUUCUUCUUUCCUUUUUAUUGGUAAGAUAUCAGACAGUAGAGAGUCUAUUCAGGUCUUCUUCUACCAAGAUCAUGCAGUACAUAUCAACUCCAACUUUAUGUACUUCACAAGAUACAUGUAUGCAUGUAGAUAUCUUGUGUUAAAACUCCUCAUUCUCUUCUUCGUGCCUGUGGCCAAUUAUUGGUCGCUCUCUCUCUCUCUCUCUCUCUCAUGUUUGUGUCAGAACUCCACAUCUCAGCCAGCCACCCUGCUGUGGUACCUGCACUGAUCCCACCCUCUCUUCGUUCACAUUUCAUUAUCUUUGGUUCAUUAGAUCGUUAAGCAAUGGCGGAUGAUGAAUUAGUGGCCUGAUGAAUAGACCAUCAGGUCUUUAGCUCUGUCCUUUCCCCAAGAAAGAGGCUUCGUAAAGAUCACUCUCUUUAUGCAUAAAGAACAAGAGGAAAGAUGAACUAUACAGCUUUGGGAGUUAACCCAAGCCAACUGCACCUGCUUUCCCGACAAAGUGAAAGAGAAUCCAAGGUUUAGAUUUGUUAGAUCCUCUCUCUCUCUUAAUCCAAAUCCCUCCAUGUUCUUUUGAAUUUGAAAUGUUAUACAAGCAGCUACACCGUCUUCUCAGAGUCUGUAGCUCCAUUUCCGAAGCUGCCACCUUUCGCUCUUUCCUUCCGCUGGGGUGGAAGCCUGUCAAGAAAUGGGUGGUUCGGGGAAGUGGAUCAAGUCGUUGGUCGUUGUCCUCAAGAAGCAAGAGCAGGAUAGCUGUGAAAAGAGUGGCGAUGGCGAUAACGGGAGGAGCAGGAAGUGGAAGAAGCUGUGGAGGAGCUCCUCGUGGGACCACCUGUCGCUGCGGCGGGGAUCGAGGGGCAGCAGCCGCCGGUCGGCGGCGUCCGAGGAGUCCGAUGCCUCCUCGGUCUGUGACGCGUUCGCCGCCGCCGCCGCGGCCGUCGUCCGCGCCCCUCCCAAGGACUUCAGGGCGGUCAGGCAGGAGUGGGCGGCCAUCCGCAUCCAGACCGCCUUCCGCGCCUUCCUGGCGAGGAGGGCGCUGCGGGCGCUGCGAGGGAUCGUGAGGCUGCAGGCCAUAGUGCGGGGGCGGCAGGUUAGGAAGCAGGCGGCGGUGACGCUGAGGUGCAUGCAGGCCCUGGUGCGUGUGCAGGCGCGCAUCCGGGCGCGGCGGGUGCGCAUGUCCACCGAGGGGCAGGUCGUGCAAAGGCUGCUCGAAGCCCGCCGCGGCACACUGGAUCCUCUAAAAGAAGCAGAGGAAGGAUGGUGUGACAGUCCGGGCACAGUGGAAGAAGUAAGAGCAAAGCUACAGAUGAGGCACCGAGGAGCUGUCAAGAGGGAAAGAGCCAUUGCUUAUGCUCUUUCUCAACAGCAAUCUAAGUCAACCCUCGGUGGAAGGUCAAAGCAGAGUUCGGUCUCUUCAAAGCAUAGUGGUUUUGAUCAGAGCAAUGGGAGCUGGAGCUGGAGCUGGAGCUGGAGCUGGUUAGAGAGGUGGAUGGCUGCAAAACCAUGGGAGAGCAGGUUGAUGGAACACAAAGUCCACAACAAUCCUUCCGACGCUGAAUCCAAAGAAGACAUUUUUGGCAUCUACUCAACAUGUAGUGAGCCUAGUUCUGUGAGGAUAAAGAAGAACAACAUCACGACCAGGGUUUCGGCAAGACCCCCAACCAUCACUUACAACCACUGCUGCAGAACUCGUUCUGCCUCAUCCCCAAGCACCGAACUAUACUUCAACGAGAGCUCUGCAUCGUCGUCGUCUAUCUUCAUGUCAACACCGUUCUCGAGCAGCACUCUUCUAGCUUCAGAAAGGACAGAGGACAGCAGCAGCAGUAGGCCCAACUACAUGAGCUUGACUGAAUCGAUCAAGGCGAAGCAGAAAGCUCUGAAUGCGCAAAACUCCACACCGCAGGGGCACUCAUCCCUGGCUGUUCGCUCUCAUCGCAAGACUUUAUCUGGUAUCGACACAGAUUCUUCCAUCUUCUCUUGCGAUCUGGAGAAUCAACCACCACAAAGGGAGAAGAGUUCUGUAAGAAAAAUGGAGAGAGUAAAUGGUUACCAUGGCAAACUACACACUUAUGGAUCUUAGUGUUCCUGAACGAUUGGCUUCGAAGCCUUGGCAUGCAUGACAUGACUCCUUCGCAUGUGUGUUCAACAUCUUGUUGUAAUGUGUGUUUAUAGCUUCUGAGGAACUAAAAAUUCUUACUGCUAAGAGACUGCAUUGUCUUUUUGAAGGAUGCAUGUGUUCUGCAAUUUGACAGUCCUUUGUGUGAA